AUGCCGGGAUUGACCAUCGGCGACCAGAUCCCCAACUUGGAAGUUGAAACAACCCAUGGGAAAUUCAAGCUUCACGGAUUCAUUUCCGAUUCCUACUGCAUCAUCUUCUCUCACCCGGCCGAUUUCACGCCGGUGUGCACGACGGAGCUCGCCAGCAUGGCGGCUUACGCCGACAAGUUCGCCGAGAGGGGAGUGAAGCUGCUGGGAUUCUCAUGCGACGAUGUCCAAUCCCACAAGGAAUGGAUCAAGGACAUAGAAGCCUACGCCGAUAACAAGCACAGGGUCGGGUUUCCGAUCGCGGCCGACCCGACCGGAGAACUCAUCAAGGAACUUAAUAUGGUUGACCCGGAUGAGAAAGACUCCUCCGGCCGCCCUCUUCCGUCCAGGGCUCUCCACAUUGUGGGCCCAGACAAGAAGAUCAAGCUGAGCUUUUUGUACCCUGGGAGCACCGGCCGGAACAUGGACGAAGUGGUGAGGGCUCUGGAUUCCCUGAAGAAGGCUUCCCAACACAAGAUUGCGACUCCGGCUAACUGGAAACCGGGCGAUCAGGUGGUCAUCGCUCCGAGCGUUUCCGACGAACAAGCUAAGGAGAUGUUCCCACAGGGAUUCAAGACCGCCGAGCUUCCGUCCGGGAAGAACUACCUCCGUUUCACCAACGUAUAA
Molecule: messenger RNA, 663 nt
Organism: Oldenlandia corymbosa var. corymbosa
Lineage: Eukaryota; Viridiplantae; Streptophyta; Magnoliopsida; Gentianales; Rubiaceae
Source: the annotation of a GenBank genome assembly